CCGUACGCUCCCGUAGUUGACAUAAUUCCAAGCACACCUGAAGGCACCACACUUCCUCCAGGCGAAGGAAGUCGCAAAGCGGAGCGCGGAGGGCAGCUCGCCCGGUUAGCAGCCACCCAAAAACGGCGCCAGAACGUCACCGGAGACGGAAAAACGGUGUACUGGCAGUACAAUAUCGACAUGGACGCUUUUACUCGCAACUGGAUGAGAUUGUUGCGCUUUUAAGCCAGCAGACAGCGCGCGGGCGCCAGCAGCCUCCUCUCGCGGCCACCUUCAAUGGCGGCUCCGACGGAAGACGACGAGAGGGAGCCCGUCAACGACGCAGAGCUGGCACUGAAAGGCAUCAACAUGCUUCUCAACAACGGCUUCAAGGAGAGCGACACGCUUUUCAGAGCGUACAGGAACCACAGUCCUCUCAUGAGCUUUGGUGCCAGUUUCGUCAGUUUUCUGAAUGCCAUGAUGACUUUUGAAGAGGAGAAGAUGCAGCUGGCGUCCGAGGACCUCAAAGCGACAGAGAGGCUGUGCGAGAGCGAAAAUGCCGGCGUCAUCCAAACUCUCAAAAACAAGAUGAAGCGCUCGACGGACUCUCGGAGGUCGGGGGUGGCCGCCGUUGAACGACUCCAGAGGCAGAUCAUCAUUGCCGACUGCCAGGUUUACCUUGCUGUGCUCGCUUUCACCAAACAAGAACUCUCAGCGUACAUCAAAGGCGGUUGGAUCCUCCGCAAGGCCUGGAAAGUUUACGACAAAUGUUACAGCGACAUCACGCAGUUGCAGGAACGCAGCAGCAGCAGCAGCAGGAAGAUCCCCGAGCAGCAGGCCUCUUCGUCGUCCGACCGUCCGUCCUCCCCCGCGUCGAGCCCUCCCCGGCGGCCGGACGCCGAAGACCUGGACCGGCUCAAAGGUUCGGUCAGCUUCGGCUACGGCCUCUUCCACCUGUGCAUCUCCAUGGUGCCGCCGCACCUACUCAAGAUCGUCAACCUGCUGGGCUUCCCCGGCGACCGUCUCCAAGGCCUGUCGGCGCUCGCCUUCGCCAGCGAGAGCAAGGACAUGAAGGCCCCCUUAGCCACCUUGGCCCUCUUGUGGUACCACACGGUGGUGCAGCCCUUCUUCGCCCUGGACGGCAGCGACACCCACUCGGGCCUGGCGGAGGCCAAAGCCAUUCUUCGCCAGAGAGAGACCGUCUACCCCAACUCGUCGCUCUUCAUGUUCUUCAAAGGCAGAGUCCAGCGUCUUGAGAGUCAGAUCAGCGCCGCCUUGACAUCCUUCAGCGCCGCCUUGCACUUGGCCUCAGAGCAGAGGGAGAUCCAGCACGUGUGCUUGUAUGAAAUUGGUUGGUGCAACAUGAUCGAGCUGAACUAUUGGGAAUCUUUCAAAGCCUUUGAGCGUCUGAAGGACGAGUCUCGCUGGUCCCAGUGCUACUACGCCUACUUGACAGCAGUGUGCCAAGGAGCCACGGGUGACAUGCAGGCAGCCUUGGGGGUUUUCAACGAUGUCCAAAAACUCUUCAAACGCAAGAGCAAUCAGAUCGAGCUCUUCUCCAUGAAGAAGGCCGAGAAGCUGAAGAUCCCCAAUUUGUCCAAAGAACUGUGCGUCCUCGCCAUCAUUGAGAUUCUUUAUUUGUGGAAAGCUCUCUCCAAUUGCUCCACCAGCAAAUUACACACGAUGAUGCAAGUCCUUCAGGCUAUCGACAACGCCUCCUGCACAGGGCUGAAAAACCUGCUUUUGGGCACCAUAAGCAAAUGCCUCCAUAACACUAAAGAUGCCAUUCAGUAUUUCCACAUGGCCUCGCGCGACGAGCCGGACCAGCUGAGCAACUCGUACGUGCAGCCUUACGCCUGCUACGAACUGGCCUGCGUGCUGCUCAACGACUCCGAGUCUGCAGCCAAAGGCCACGCGUUGAUGCUUCAGGCGAAGGAGGACUACGCAGGCUACGACUUCGAGAACAGACUUCACGUGCGGAUCCACUCGGCUCUCGCCUCCGUGCGAACUGCAACUCAAGCGUGAAGCGAAGAGAUUUUAGCAGGAGAAAAAAAAAUGCAAAAAUGUUUUAUGAUGUAGUUACGUUUUGGUGGUGUCAUUUUGAAACGUCCUGUGGUUUGUAUGGGAAAGGUUUACUGGCCUUUGCAAUAUGCUGCACAUUUUUCCCCCAUG
Molecule: messenger RNA, 2151 nt
Organism: Phyllopteryx taeniolatus (common seadragon)
Lineage: Eukaryota; Metazoa; Chordata; Actinopteri; Syngnathiformes; Syngnathidae
Product: tetratricopeptide repeat protein 39C-like
Exons: 14
Coding region: 277-2004 (575 amino acids)
Biological process (GO): otolith morphogenesis; cilium assembly
Molecular function (GO): protein binding
Source: RefSeq, a predicted model, not a curated record